CAACUACUUUAUUCCAACUCAGCGGCCGAGUAGAGUCUGAGAGGGAGAAUAAAUAAAGUACCUGGAGUUAUUUCUUCUCUGCAGUAGAAGAAGGAAUCAUGGAAGGUGCAUUGGCUGUUAAAACUGUGCUGAUAGUGGUGAUUGUGGCACUCUGUGGAGCUGUGCCCACCACUUCACCCAGCCAAGAAGAGCUCUCUAAAGCCCAGGACUAUCUGUCUCAGUUCUUCUCUGAUGUGGGCGUCAGUGCCCCCAGCAGUGUCUUGCGCAGCUCUCUAGACUCCUUUGAUGACACACUCAAAAAAAUGCAGGAGUUUUUUGGCCUGGAGAUGACAGGGCAGUUGGACUCCAACACCCUGGAGGUGAUGGCUCGCCCCCGCUGUGGUUUCACAGACGUAACCAGAUAUAGCCACUUCAAUGGUCAACCAAAGUGGGACAAGACUGUUCUCACAUACAGGAUAACUGACUACACACCAGACUUGAGUCAAAGUGAUGUGGAUGCCACCAUAGCCAAGGCUCUGAAAAUCUACAGUGAUGUCAUUCCUCUGGAUUUCAAGCAGAUCGACAGCGGCACCGCUGACAUUAUGAUCACAUUCAGGAGUCGAGAACAUGGAGAUUUUGCUCCAUUUGAUGGGGAGGGUCGGGUCUUGGCCCAUGCAUUCUCCCCUGGAGAGGGCAUUGGAGGUGACGCCCACUUUGAUGAAGAUGAAAGCUGGACUCUAACCUCAGCGGGAGCCAACCUGUUCUUGGUGGCAGCCCAUGAGUUUGGCCAUGCAAUGGGACUGGCCCACUCUCAGGUCCAGACAGCCCUGAUGUAUCCCACCUACCAAUAUGUGAACACAGAGGGGUACAUGCUGCCGGAUGACGACAAACAGGGAGUACAAGCGAUCUAUGGAAUCAGAACAACAUCAGCUGAACCUGACCCAAAACCACAACCUAGACCUGACCCAGAUCCCGAACCAAGACCAACCAGGUGCAGCAGAUUCCUGACUUUUGAUGCUGCAACCUCCGUUCGAGGAAGUCUUUACUUCUUUAAAGACGGAUAUUUCUGGACCCGUAGCCGCUCCUGGGACGGCAUCACUAUGAGGAGGAUUCAGUCUGUCUGGUCUGAAAUCAGCAAAGUUGAUGCUGCUUAUGAGUAUAAGAGAAGCAAUACUGUCAUUUUCUUUGAAGGGGAUCAUUACUGGAAGAUCGUUGGGAACACUCUCCUGCCUGGUUAUCCAAAACCUCUCACCGACUUUGGCUUCCCUCCAUCCGUCACCAAGGUGGACUCUGCUGUCCAUGUGUCAUUUACAGGCAGAACCCUCCUUUUUGUGAAUAACAAAUACUGGAGCUACAAUGAAAGGAGGGGCAGAAUGGAUGCUGGGUACCCAAAGGUCAUACACACAGAGUUCCCUGGGAUUGGCUACCGGGUGGAUGCUGCUUUUGAGAAUAAAGGGUACCUGUACUUCUCAUAUGGAUCCACGCAGAGAGAGUAUGACUACAAUCGGAGAAGAGCUAUUCGCACUCUGUUAAACUAUAAAUGGAUGGAUUGCAACUAAAGAAUAACCCAAUAACACACACACACACACACACACACACACACACACACACACACACACACACACACACACACACACACACACACACACACACACACAAGGCAAUGGUUGCAGAGCUUAACUAAGAGGGAACACAUGGUAGGUCUUUAGGAAAAUGCAGGAGUAUUGGCUUGCAUUUAUUCUACAAGUUAAUAGAGAAGUAUAUUUGCUAAUUCAAAGUAAUAUUAGGUUAGGUGAAUUUUUGAAAAAAAAAAAAAGGAGCAUACUUCUGAACUCUUGCCUGUCUGUAUUAGUUGAGUUCAAAUAAAACUGGUACUUGUUUACGUCUUGUUACUACAUUACACUUUUAAGUCUAGUUAACACAUUUGUUAUGGUUUUUGUUAAGUCACAGAAUAUGUUAACCUUUUUCCACAUAGCUUUUGCUGAUGCUGCGAUUGCACCCAUUGAUUGAUUGACACACACACACACACACAGUUAUAAGCAUGCACAAAGCAAUGGUCUUUCCCAUUAACUCAUCCUGAGUAUCGGUUAUUGUAGCUUUUUACUAGAAAUCUGCAAGAAAAUACAUAAUUUGAAGAAGAAAUACAAUAUAAGAUAUAAUAAUGCUGUAGGUAACAACUGCCUGUUUUGUAGCUAAUGGUUUCUCUUGAACAUGAU
Molecule: messenger RNA, 2195 nt
Organism: Seriola dumerili (greater amberjack)
Lineage: Eukaryota; Metazoa; Chordata; Actinopteri; Carangiformes; Carangidae
Gene: mmp30
Product: stromelysin-1-like
Exons: 10
Coding region: 99-1538 (479 amino acids)
Biological process (GO): collagen catabolic process; proteolysis; extracellular matrix organization
Cellular component (GO): extracellular matrix
Molecular function (GO): zinc ion binding; metalloendopeptidase activity
Source: RefSeq, a predicted model, not a curated record